CGGCUGGGGCCGCGGCCGCACACCGCGCCCCGCGUCGAGAGCGCAGGCCCCAAAGACCCGCCGCACUGACAGCAUGAGCCGCACAGCCUACACUGUGGGAGCCCUGCUUCUCCUCUUGGGGACCCUGCUGCCCACCGCUGAAGGGAAGAAGAAGGGGUCCCAGGGUGCCAUCCCCCCGCCAGACAAGGCCCAGCACAAUGACUCAGAGCAGACUCAGUCUCCCCAGCAGCCUGGCUCCAGGAACCGGGGACGCGGCCAAGGGCGUGGCACCGCCAUGCCUGGCGAGGAGGUGCUAGAGUCCAGCCAGGAGGCCCUACAUGUGACUGAGCGCAAAUACCUGAAGCGGGACUGGUGCAAAACCCAGCCGCUGAAGCAGACCAUCCACGAGGAGGGCUGCAACAGCCGCACCAUCAUCAACCGCUUCUGCUAUGGCCAGUGCAACUCCUUCUACAUCCCCAGGCACAUCCGGAAGGAGGAAGGCUCCUUCCAAUCCUGCUCCUUCUGCAAGCCCAAGAAAUUCACCACCAUGAUGGUCACCCUCAACUGCCCCGAACUGCAGCCACCCACCAAGAAGAAGAGGGUCACGCGAGUCAAGCAGUGUAGAUGCAUAUCCAUCGAUCUGGAUUAAGCUGAGCACACCCAGCCUGUCCUCGGGAUGCAGCCCCAGGCGGGCCGGGAGCCAGACCUAAAACCACGUGAUUCUUACUUGGCUUUAAACCUACAGGCAAGAGGAACCACCAGCUGGCUUCUGACAGGAGCCUGCUGAUGCAUAGUUUGUGUGCGUGAGUGUGCAUGGGUGUCUGUGGGUGUCUGCAGACACGA
Molecule: messenger RNA, 822 nt
Organism: Hyaena hyaena (striped hyena)
Lineage: Eukaryota; Metazoa; Chordata; Mammalia; Carnivora; Hyaenidae
Gene: GREM1
Product: gremlin 1, DAN family BMP antagonist
Exons: 2
Coding region: 74-628 (184 amino acids)
Biological process (GO): animal organ morphogenesis
Molecular function (GO): receptor ligand activity; BMP binding
Source: RefSeq, a predicted model, not a curated record